GGUGGCAGAAGGUGGGUCUAAAUCCCUCGUGGAGCCCAGGGCUGAUUAAUGAUUAAAGGGGAUUAGGAGGAGGGUCGAGUCUGGGCUGCUAGUCUCACUCCGAUGCUGCCGCGGCUGCCUUCGUGCUAUUUGUGUUACUACGACAACUCGCCUCUCUCAGGACCAAAUCUGAGGAUGUCAGCAGGAAAACCGGCUGGAAAUGAGAGGAGAGGGAUGUCAGACGUUCAGAGUGAAUGCUGACCACUCUGUCAAAGCUCCUACAGUGCAACGAUAAUGCAGCGUCCACACGAUAUUGCUCAUAACCACCACGCUAAGCUGCUUAUGAAAGGACCUUCAGAGAACUGCAUGCCCAGCCCCCCUCCCCUCGGUCCCCCACAUCCCCUGGAGGAUAACCUGUUCCUCUCCCCUGCUCUACCUGUGUCCCACCCUUAAUCCCACCCUGGACUUAAGAGAAAACUCAGAGAAGAUAUAUUUCUAAUGGCUGUCUUAAGAGUUAAGUUUACCAAGACCAAGAGGGACAAGCUGGCCCAGGUGCUGUGGAUCCUCAACUGGAUCUCAGUGGUUACAGGGGCUAUCCUGUUCAGCCUGGGCCUCUUCCUCAAGGUGGAACUCAACAAGCGAGUGGAGCUGAUGUCUGAGAGGGACAUCCAGUACGUGCCCAACAUGCUCAUAGCAGUGGGCCUCAUCGCCUGUGCCAUCAACUUCCUGGGUGGGAAGAUCUGCUACGACUGCGUGGACACCACCAAGUUCUUGCGCUGGAAGCUGAUCAUGCUGCCCUACAUCAUAUGCACCUUCUUCUUCACCUUCUGCGUGCUGGUGGGCGCUCUGAUGUGUUACAGCAUGCGCGGGGAGCUGGAUGACUCUCUGAACAUGGGGUUGACAGAGGCCAUGAGGUUCUAUAAGGACACAGACACACCAGGGCGCUGCUUCCUCAAGCGCACUGUGGACAUGCUGCAAAUCCAGUUCCAGUGCUGUGGGAACAAUGGCUUUAAGGACUGGUUUCAGAUCCAGUGGAUUAGCAACCGCUACCUGGAUAUGGCCCAAAAGGAUGUAACUGACCGUUUAAGGAGUAACGUGGAGGGGAAGUAUCUGAUAGAUGGAGUGCCCUUCAGCUGCUGCAACAUCGACUCGCCGCGGCCCUGCAUCCAGCAGCACAUCACCAACAACUCGGCCCACUUCAACUACGAGCACCAGACCGAGGAGCUUAACCUGUGGAUGAAAGGGUGCCGCCAGGCCCUGCUGGAGUACUACACUCACAUCAUGCAGUCGAUCGGCCUCACCGUUCUGAUCACGUGGCUGUUUGAGCUGUCAGUGUUGACGGGCGUCCGUUACCUCCAGACCUCCUUAGAAAAUGUGCUGAGGCAAGGAGACCCCAACUCGGAGUCUGACGGCUGGCUGCUGGAGAACGGCUUCAUGGAAACGGCUCGAACCAACUUAAACAUCAUCAAGAGCCUCGGCAAGAACAACCAUAUAGACACCACCAACAACGGAGACCCCAACAUCAAUGUCCCCUCUACCUCCAAAGCGCACUAUGGGCCAGACAAUGUUCCACCAAAGCAAGUGGCUGAAGGCAGUUGACACUUCUCAGAAAAAAAAUAAAAUUAAGAGAAAAUGGGUGAAUAGCUUACUUAAAACCCAGAAAGGGCCUUCAUCCAGACUAUUUAAUUAAAAGAGAUGUUUAUUUAUUUGAUAGAGUAUAAAUUAGAAAAGAUUUGUGUCUGUGUGGAAAUGAAAGAAAAAUGUUUGACCUGUUUCCUUGAAUGACAGGAUACGUCUUUUACAAAGAAUUCCUAGUUGACUUAACACCACAAUCCAUACGUUUCCAUAAAUUGUCCUUUUCAACUUAAACACACCAGAAAUCACCGUCAGAUCAGUACAUCUUCAUACAUACACCUGUACUGUAAGCCGUUGUUUACAACGAUAUCUUGUUGCCUGUGUAUUGCGUGGUUUCGCAACAAGUGACCUACCAUUGGCAACACCUGAAUCAAAAAUGAACUUGAAAUAUGUUGUUGAUGGGUGAAGACAAAUUAGUGACUUUGCACAGGUCAUGUUAGAAAAUCUAGUCAAUGGAGUCUAGAACAAUAGCAAGAAUUUGACAUGCAAAGACGUCUGAUGAUUAGCUUCUGGGUGUUUAGUAAAAGUUUCUCACAACAUAACUGUGUCGUUACAUAAAUACAGUAGCUUCAUGCUGUCACAAAAGCAAGCCAUCACAACAAUGACUCUCAUGUGCCUCAGCAAUGCCUCUGUGGUUUAAUCAUCUGAUGAACAAAAUCUCUCGCUGGGAAGAACUACCAAAGCUUGGUAAUAAAACUUUUAAAAACCUUUUUAAA
Molecule: messenger RNA, 2330 nt
Organism: Mugil cephalus (flathead mullet)
Lineage: Eukaryota; Metazoa; Chordata; Actinopteri; Mugiliformes; Mugilidae
Gene: prph2lb
Product: peripherin 2-like b
Exons: 4
Coding region: 478-1578 (366 amino acids)
Biological process (GO): visual perception
Cellular component (GO): membrane
Source: RefSeq, a predicted model, not a curated record